GAGCGACACUCGAUGACGUAGGCUCUUGGCAUUUUGUGUGGCUAGUAGCAGAUUUAUUUCAGCAGUUGAUACUAAACUAGCUAGUUUAAAACCCGACGUUUUCAUCUAAGUUGAAUAUUUUGCAAGGUUUCUCUCCGAAUAUUAUAUUGAAACAUUUACAUUUAAUCUCGAAAUUGAUUGAAUUUCAUUACAUUAUCUAGUUUACUAGCAGAAUCGGAUUCCUAGCGCCGCGGCCGAGUCGACUGACGUACGUUAGCUAGCAUUAUACAAUGCACACCAAGAAGACCGAAGGGAAGGAUUCACAUGCUGAAAUGGCCCAGGCCCCUCUGAAUGAAGGGAUAAGCUUGAUCUUUGACCAGGAUGCCCAAUCCAGCUCUGCCUCUUCCCCUCCCCAUUCUCGUUACCCCUCUAGAAGUAGUCAUAACAGUAGCCAUUCCUCUGGCUCUAGACGACAAGUUAAACGAAAUGAUGCUUGUAGGGGACGUCACAGGUCCAGAUCAUCCCACUCCUCCAACGGCAGCCCUCGGACCCGUCCCAGGUCCCGAUCACACCCGCGCUGCCACAGAGCCUCCUCCAGCUCACGUUGCUGCCGUCAACACCGACAGGCCCACGGACAUAGGCGCCACUGCUCACCACCGCGCUGUUACAGGGCCCACUCUCGCUCCUACAGCCCCUCUUCUUCCCCAGACAGGUCACACCGUCUGAGCCACAGGUCCCGCUCCAGGUCAGCCAGCCGGAGGAGGGUUUCUGUGGGCAGGUACAAGUGCAGGUUUUCUGGAUCACCCUACAGAAGCCACAAGACCUACACGAGCCGCUCCAGAUCCAGAUCUUCAGGAUGCUCAGUUGUCAGCCUCAGGAUAGAGGAAAAGGGGGAACUCCUCAGGACUGCGAAAGCCAAUGCCACCCAGGCACUGGGGGUGGAGCAGCUGGACCUUUCUGAGAGUGUGAAGCCCGUCCUGGAGGAGCAGCAAGUGAAAACCAGACCAGCCACACCAGAACCAGAGGAACGGGUGAGACCAGAGCCACUCCCUCAAAAGAGUCUAUCACAGGUGGGUGUUCAGGGAGAUUUGAUCAUGUUGAACAUACCGUCUGUGAACAUGACACACACAGAAGAAGCCUAGCAAUUGAAAUUGCUCAUAGUUCAGCUGUUGACAUUAUAACCGCACUACCUAGGCCAUUUUAAACCACAGUUUGGAGGUAUUUCCCUCCCAUUUAGUCUGAACUUCAGGUCUUCUGAUUCUGUCUUCUGUGAAACUGCUUGUCUGUUAACCUUGCACCCAUCAGAGAACACACAUGCUCUGUUUGUUUGUAUUUAUUCCUGUUUUUGUAGAUCACAUGACAGUGGUCUUCACUCCAUGGCCCCUUGGAUUAGGAGAAUAAGAGGGCAGUCAUGUGACUUGGGUGAUGUCAUUGCGUUUGCGUGAAAAGGUUAUCAGAUGAAUCUUGUCAUGCUCACAAUGCCAAUACAAGUCCAGUAGCAGGGAUGGAUUGUUUUGUCCAGCAAUGGUACACUUAAAUUAUCUCACUGACUUCAUGGCUUACCAAUUCAGUUUGUAAUGUCCCAAUUCAUCACCUAUGCUACUUUCUCUCACGUAGAUGGAUAGAUACAAUUCACAAUUAAAACAUACUGUUAUACUGACAAUACUCCACGUUGAUACAAAUACAUUUUUAGAACUCUGAAUAUGUGUGUUUGCUUACAGUUGAAAUGAGAACAUUGUUAUUUAGCAGAGUCUCCCUCCCACUCUCUGAAGAAGCACAGGCGUUUGGACUGCGUUAUAGUGACUAUUCCUGACGAGAACUUUAAACAGAUGGCCACCUCCCUCCGUCCGUAUGCCAAAGAUAAGUUGGUGGUAUACAAGUGGUGUUCUGGAUGGGGUUUGGAAAACUGCAUCAUCAUCAUGCCACUCAGACAAGGGAUUUUUCUUCCUAUAGUUUUUUGUUUAUGCUUAAAGCUACCCUUGUGAAAAUCAUGUAAUGAACAGAUGCAUAGCUUUGACAUCAAUGAGGGGUGCAUGGGAACUGCAGUUUGUUGAAGCUAUAGACCAAGUGCGCAAUUGCUCAUCUGGGAGACUGUAUUGAUUGUUGUGUGUUGACAGUGAGACCAGAAAACAGCUGAUCUGAUUUUUACUAAACUCUAAAAUAAUAUUUGUUUACUCUUUGCAGCAGAGCAGUGACAAAGAGCCUGAGGAGGAUGCACCAACCCCUAAUAUGUCUCCCAAGAAAAAGAUGAUCUCAUUCAGUAUUCAUAAUUCAGUGGCCAAGCCCACAGCCAUUGUUGCUUCCACCACAUCAAAGGUAACACCCAGAGUGGAGAACUACACAACGAGCAGGAACCCGUUUGGUCACUGGGUCCCAGUCAGAAAAAUGGUCCAAUCCUCCUUUUCUCGCACUUCGUGCAAACAUUAACUCUCCACAUCUUGCUAAUGUGUCAGAGUGCAUGGACAAUGUAAAUACUGUAUAUAAUUUGUACAUGGGGGUUUGGGCGAUCUGAUUUUAUGGUAGAUUAUUUAUUUCAGAUUUAAAGUGAAUUAAGUGGUUAGAACAGAAUAUUUCAGGUGGGGUUACUUUUUUUGUGGUGUCUAAUGCUGAUUAGGGAGUCAAUAAAGACACUUACUUGAAAUGUAA
Molecule: messenger RNA, 2625 nt
Organism: Coregonus clupeaformis (lake whitefish)
Lineage: Eukaryota; Metazoa; Chordata; Actinopteri; Salmoniformes; Salmonidae
Gene: rsrp1
Product: arginine/serine-rich protein 1
Exons: 4
Coding region: 270-1121 (283 amino acids)
Source: RefSeq, a predicted model, not a curated record